AUGGUCAACCGUACCUUGUAUGGUCUCAAACAAGCUCCUAGAGCUUGGUUUGACAAGUUGAGUGACUUUCUUUUGCAGCUUGGCUUCUUCUCAAGCUUAGCAGACCCAAGUCUUUUUAUUUGUCACUCAAACCAUGGAGUUCUUAUCCUUAUCCUUUAUGUGGAUGACAUGGUGGUCACUGGAGAUAAUCCACAAAGAAUUCAGUGGCUAAUAUCUCAACUGAGCACUCAAUUCUCUAUGAAAGACCUAGGUUUUCUACAUCAUUUCUUGGGGAUUGAAGUUCACAAGAUUGGUACUGAUCUCUUCCUAAAUCAGCAUAGACCAGAUUUAUCCUCUAGUGUGAACUAUGUUUGUCAAUUCCUACAAGCUCCUAUUGUGGCUAAUUUCCAGCUUGUAAAAAGGAUCCUUAGGUACUUGCAAGGCACAGUUGAACUUGGCCUACGCAUCACCUCAGACAGCAGCCUUGAUCUCUAUGGUUUCUCAGAUGCUAAUUGGGCUGGUUGCCCCACCACAAGGAGAUCCACUUCAGGUUAUUGUACCUUUCUUGGUAGCAAUUGCAUCUCUUGGAGUGCUAAGAAGCAACCAACAGUUGCAAGGUCCAGUGCAGAGGCUAAAUAUAAGGCCAUGGCUUCCACAGCAGCAGAAUUAACUUGGAUUUCCACACUACUUUGA
This is a messenger RNA of Carya illinoinensis, 672 nucleotides long. RefSeq lists its product as uncharacterized. Lineage: Eukaryota; Viridiplantae; Streptophyta; Magnoliopsida; Fagales; Juglandaceae. The record is from RefSeq and is a predicted model, not a curated record. The transcript is spliced from 2 exons. The coding region runs from base 1 to 672 and encodes 223 amino acids.